AUGGCGGCAGACCCCAUACCAGUGAAUCCACAGGCGAUGGACGUGCGAAUCCUGCAAUCCAUUCCAACUCCGGUGGCGGACUCGCUGCUGUCACGGGGGCGCAAGACUGCAGCAGACGUCCUCUCUCGGCCGGAAGCUCUAACAGAGGUCCUGGCACAGCACCAUGUUGCGGACCCCGAGCUCCGCACCAGCUCCAUGCUGGCGGCGUGCCGCCAAGAGGCGGCUGCCAAGGAUGCCUGGCACUCUGCCGAUUCCGCGCUCUCACUCCUUCAGAAGGGCAAGGCCACGCAGCCCCUGAGGCUGCCUUGUGCAGGCCUGAAUGGGCUCCUGGGCAGCGCCCUACAGGGUGGGGGUACGUUGCUCGAGGUUUGCGGACUUCCGGGCAGUGGCAAGACGCAGUUCUGCUUGCCCCUCGGCCAAGAGCUUUGUUGGUGCCUCUACUUCCCACUCGCAGCUGUGCGCUGCAGCGCAGAUCUCGCAGCGCCAGUCUCAACUCCACAGAACCGACAGCGAUUGCAAGUUGCAGUGAAAGACGAGGCUGCCCGAAAUUUGCUCACGUGCCCCAGCGGUGACAGGCCACUGCCUGGGUUUCCGGACUCGCUAGCCGAGGCGGCCAAAGUCUUAACAGGGGCUUCCCCUAGAGUCUUGGGCAUCGCACUAGCUGGACUGGAGAGGGCCGCCGCCAGACAAUCACAGGCCGACUCUGGAUGCAGCCUCAGCAGCGCGGCUGCUGGAGGCAGAAGCAUGCUUAAUGGCAUGCUCAAUGUGCCUCAUGUCUAA
This is a messenger RNA of Symbiodinium natans, 780 nucleotides long. NCBI's taxonomy places the organism in Eukaryota, Dinophyceae, Suessiales, Symbiodiniaceae. The record is from the annotation of a GenBank genome assembly.